Molecule: messenger RNA, 800 nt
Organism: Brassica oleracea var. oleracea
Lineage: Eukaryota; Viridiplantae; Streptophyta; Magnoliopsida; Brassicales; Brassicaceae
Exons: 4
Coding region: 1-585 (194 amino acids)
Source: RefSeq, a predicted model, not a curated record
AUGGCGAGUGACCUAGCGGAUGGACCAAGGUGGUAUGCAAUCGAGUCCAGAGAUGGACUAGGGUUGGCUUACCUGAACGAGUUCAUAUCUGCUAGGGCCCUCAAGCAGAAAUGUUUGCGCUGCUACAACGGUGUUACCUUGAGGCUUGAUGCUAGUACCUAUGAUGCCAUGUUUCCUGAAGCAGUACCAAUUCAGAUCUCGGCAAGGCUUGAGCUUCCUUCUGGCUUCACUCCUCUGAGACAGACCUCUUUUACCAGGACGUGUUAUCCCGUGGGAGGUGACGAAGGUGACGGAGGUGAGGGAGGGUGGCUUGUGCUUGAUCUCCCCCUCCCUUCAAGAUUCGGCCAAGAAGAGCUUCCUUACGUGAGAAGCUUUCUUGCGUUUCCUGCUAGGUCCCAUGGGUUCUCGCGAGUCAUCUCGCUCGAGAUUGGGCUGAUCUACAAAAAAGAUUCCCAAACCCAGUCCGAUCCCAAUUACGAUGGUACAAACUUUUGGUCAUCGCUUUGGUUUUGGACACUUUCUCGUGAGUGUCAACGUCGUAGCCUUCAUUUCUCAGCAGGGACUGACAAAGCGGUGGUGGAGUAAAGCGGUGGUGGAGUAGUAGAAGAAGACAACUAAAGACCUAUACUACUCCAUAUUUUAUGUUUAUCCCCAGGCUCUCUCUCUAUCUACUAUUUAGAACUGCUACAUAAGUUUCUUGCACUUCACACUCUCUUUUUCUAUUAUUAUAUAAAAAAAUCUUCAUCAAGUGAUGAUGAUAAACAGAUGGCUUUACAUUUGAUUCCACUAGUAAAUAAAUC